This is a messenger RNA of Alligator sinensis (Chinese alligator), 2307 nucleotides long. RefSeq names its product SLIT and NTRK like family member 3 (gene SLITRK3). The record is from RefSeq and is a predicted model, not a curated record. Gene Ontology annotation, biological process: regulation of presynapse assembly; axonogenesis; positive regulation of synapse assembly. Lineage: Eukaryota; Metazoa; Chordata; Crocodylia; Alligatoridae. Gene Ontology annotation, molecular function: protein binding. Gene Ontology annotation, cellular component: postsynaptic density membrane; GABA-ergic synapse.
AUGAAACCUUCCACGGCAGAGACUCUCCAUAGGGGAAGGAUGUUGUGGAUAAUUCUUCUAAGCACAAUUGCUCUAGCAUGGACUACACCAAUUCCCUUGAUAGAGGACUCGGAGGAGAUCGACGAGCCCUGCUUUGAUCCAUGUUACUGUGAAGUGAGAGAGAGCCUUUUCCAUAUACAUUGCGACAAUAAAGGAUUUAUAAAUAUUAGUCAGAUAACGGAAUCGUGGUCAAGACCUUUUAAACUUUAUCUGCAGAGGAAUUCCAUGAGGAAAUUGUACACCAACAGUUUUCUUCACUUGAACAAUGCUGUGUCUAUUAACCUUGGGAACAAUGCACUGCAGGACAUUCAGACAGGAGCUUUCAAUGGGCUCCGAGUCCUGAAGAGGUUGUACCUCCACGAGAACAAAUUAGACAUUUUCAGAAAUGACACUUUCCUGGGUUUGGAAAGUCUGGAAUAUCUGCAGGCAGAUUACAAUGUCAUUAAACGGAUUGAAAGUGGGGCAUUUCGAAAUCUGAGCAAACUGAGGGUCCUGAUCUUAAACGACAACCUUAUACCCAUGCUUCCUACCAACCUGUUCAAGUCUGUGUCCUUAACCCACUUGGACUUGCGGGGAAACAGGUUAAAAGUCCUUUCCUACCGAGGGAUGUUGGACCAUAUUGGCAGGAGCCUCAUGGAGAUCCAGCUGGAGGAGAACCCUUGGAACUGUACUUGUGAGAUAGUGCAGCUGAAGAGCUGGCUCGAGCGCAUCCCCUACACCGCCCUGGUGGGAGACAUCACCUGCGAGACCCCCUUCCACUUCCAUGGCAAGGACCUGAGGGAAAUCAAAAGGAGCAAACUCUGCCCCAUGCUAUCUGACUCGGAGGUGGAGGCCAGCCUGGGGAUUCCUCAGUUGUCAUCCAGCAAGGAGAACGCGUGGCCUACCAAGCCUUCCUCCAUGCUGUCCUCCUUCCAUUUCACUGCUUCCUCUGUUGAAUACAAAACCUCCAAUAAGCAGCCCAAGCCCACCAAGCAACCGCGGCCGCCCAAACCUCCCCCAACGUCCCGAGGCCUGUUCCCCGGGCCCAACCAGCCUCCCAUCGCCGCCUACCAGACGAGGCCUCCCAUCCCCAUCAUAUGCCCCACCGGGUGCUCCUGCAAUUUGCACAUCACCGACUUGGGCCUGACGGUCAACUGCAAGGAGCGAGGGUUUCACAACAUCUCCGAGCUGCUGCCCAGGCCCCUGAACGCCAAGAAGCUGUACCUGAGCGGCAACCUGAUCCAGAAGAUCUACCGCUCGGAUUUCUGGAAUUUCUCCUCCUUGGAUCUCUUGCACCUGGGGAACAACCGGAUCUCCUACGUGCAGGACGGGGCCUUCAUCAACCUGCCCAACCUGAAGAGCCUCUACCUGAACGGCAACGACAUCGAGAGGCUGACGCCGGGCAUGUUCCGGGGCCUGCAGAGCUUGCACUACCUGUACUUCGAGUACAACCUGAUCCGCGAGAUCCAGCCCGCCGCCUUCAGCCUCAUGCCCAACCUCAAGCUGCUCUUCCUCAACGACAACCUGCUGCGCACGCUGCCCACCGACGCCUUCGCGGGCACCUCGCUGGCCAGGCUCAACCUGCGCAACAACCACUUCCUCUACCUGCCGGUGGCCGGGGUGCUGGAGCACCUCAACGCCAUCGUGCAGAUCGACCUCAAGCUCAACCCCUGGGACUGCACGUGCGACCUGGUGCCGCUCAAGCAGUGGAUCGAGACCAUCAGCUCCGUGAUCGUGGUGGGCGACGUGCUGUGCGCCAGCCCGGACAACCUCACGCACCGCGACCUGCGCUCCGUGGAGCUGGACGCGCUGUGCCCCGACAUGCUGGCCCCCGCCCGCCCGGCUCCCCCGCCGCCUCCUCCUCCUCGCGCGACGUGCCCCACGGGGGGCGCCUUCUCCGGGGACGCGCCCCCGCCGCCGCCGCCCUGCGCCGUGGGCUUCGUGGACUGCCUCUACGGCACGGUGCCCAAGCUAAAGGAGCUGCACGUGCACCCCCCUGGCAUGCAAUACCCGGACCUGCAGCAGGACGCCAGGCUCAAGGAAACCCUUCUCUUCUCGGCUGGAAAGGGCUUCCCUGACCACCAAACCCCCAAAAGCGAAUACCUCGAGUUAAGGGCCAAACUCCAUCCCAUCCCCGACCCCCACCCCUGGCCCCCAGCCCAACCGCAUGAUGAUACUAGAGGAUACAGCUGUGUGCUCUCCCCCACCAGAGGCUGUGUUCGGAGGAAGGGCCAUCUCAGAUCAUUAAUCGAUGAAGUGCCUUCGCAGACUUUUGCCAGCAGAUGUUAA